Molecule: messenger RNA, 4279 nt
Organism: Mus musculus (house mouse)
Lineage: Eukaryota; Metazoa; Chordata; Mammalia; Rodentia; Muridae
Gene: Rnf145
Product: ring finger protein 145
Exons: 6
Coding region: 325-1125 (266 amino acids)
Cellular component (GO): endoplasmic reticulum membrane
Molecular function (GO): ubiquitin protein ligase activity; zinc ion binding
Source: RefSeq, marked validated
GGCUCUUGGCCCCGGCCUGGUCCCCCUCCGCACCGCGCCCUCCCGCCCACCCCUGAGCAGCGAUCAGUCUCCUGCGACCUCCUCGCAGAGCCUCAUACUCGUUCCCGGGGCCUCGGCUGCCUCCUCACCACCUUCCAUCCUUCUUUCCUCCCGCGCCUGGAGAGGGAGAGAACCCUCACAUUCCUGAGAUGCCCUCAUUGGGGCUCACCCCUCUCUGCUCUCCUGUACCCCGGUUGCAAGGCCUUUCCCGGUCUCUCUGGCAGAGGUGUCCAGUCCGGGCUCCUUUGCUCAGGUCUGCUCCGAGGAAACAAUCCAAAAGCAACCAUGGCUGCGAAGGAGAAACUGGAGGCAGUGCUGAACGUGGCCUUGAGGGUGCCAAGCAUCAUGCUGCUGGAUGUCCUUUACCGCUGGGACGUCAGCUCCUUUUUCCAGCAGAUCCAAAGAAGCAGCCUCAACAACAACCCUCUUUUCCAGUACAAAUACUUGGCUCUUAAUAUGCAUUACGUAGGUUAUAUCUUAAGUGUCGUGCUCCUCACUCUGCCCAGGCAGCAUCUGGUGCAGCUCUAUUUGUAUUUUGUGACUGCCCUGCUCCUCUAUGCUGGACAUCAGAUAUCCAGGGACUACGUAAGGAGUGAACUGGAGUCUGCCUAUGAAGGACCAAUGUAUUUAGAACCUCUCUCCAUGAACCGCUUUACCACAGCCUUAAUAGGUCAGUUAGUGGUGUGCACCUUGUGCUCCUGCGUUAUGAAGACGAAGCAGAUCUGGCUCUUCUCGGCACACAUGCUUCCUCUGCUGGCUCGCCUCUGCCUCGUUCCUCUGGAGACCAUCGUCAUCAUCAACAAAUUUGCUAUGAUUUUUACAGGAUUGGAAGUCCUGUACUUCCUAGGGUCUAAUCUCCUAGUACCGUAUAACCUCGCUAAGUCUGCAUACCGGGAGUUAGUUCAGGUAGUGGAGGUGUACGGCCUUCUGGCCUUGGGAAUGUCCCUGUGGAACCAGCUGGUGGUGCCCGUGCUCUUCAUGGUCUUCUGGCUUGUUUUAUUUGCUCUUCAGAUCUACUCCUACUUCAGCACCAGAGAUCAGCCUGCAUCCCGGGAGAGGCUUCUCUUCCUUUUCCUGACAAGGUAAUCCACCCUUGGAAGUCUGGGAACUUGGGUCUGGGAAGUCAGGUAGGCAGGCUGCUUUUAGCAGUAUCAUACCACUGUGUUUAAUCAAGAUGGGACUUUUAGCUGUGUGGGGCCUAUGGAGUGAAGGGAUAUGUGGACUGAAAUAGUGUGUGUUCAGCUGCCAUGGGGACCAGGGUACAGAAAGCGAUUUGUGGGUAUGUUACUUAAAUGAUAGUCCUGUUCAGUUUUUAAUACAUGCCACCUCUAAACACUUUUACUCCCUUCUAGUCUUUCUAGCACUCUUGAGGGACAGGGACCUUUAUUGCCAUUUUCUGUCUACCGUGAGGAGAGUGCAGGAGAACAUCUCCCUGGUGACACUGUGACAACAGGCACAGUUGCCACUCAAGCCAGGUCUCGUGCCUGUUCUGUGCACUUGGACCAUAUCCUCAUAUUCUUCAUGUUUUGCUUAGUGUUGAGAUAAUAAAAUAAUUGGCUAGAUGGGUGUAAGCACUUCCCUGGUUAGCCUCUGUCAGUGACCAUCCAGGGUAGACUGAGUCAGGCAUUGAUGGUGGCGACAGCGGUUGUAGGGGCAGCAGUUGCUUACUAUUUGGCAGUCUUUCUCUUCCUUUAACUCUUUGCUGUUCUAAGGCCAAAAACCAUGAGGUUCUGGUAGUUUGACUCCUGCUGUUGGCAGCAGUGGAUUAAGAAAAGAAGUUAGUUACUAGGGCUCUUUUCUCUCUGGCUCAAGGGCCCCUGGCUGGCCAGAUGAGAAGCUUAGAAUUUUUUUAACUCUUCCUGAACCAGAGAGAAAAGAAGAAAGAGCAAAGACUGUAUGGAGUUGGGAAAGCUGCGCCAUUGUUUCACUGUGGUUCUUAGCUUUUAUACCUUCUCAGGAUAAGUGAUCACAUGGUUUUCUAAGCAUUUUUUACAUUCCAUGAGUUCAUAGUUUAAGCCAAUAAUUCAUGUCAUAAAUCAGUAAGACUUAAGGAAUAUCAGAAUUGUUUACAUGCCUUUCCAUUAAGACCAGUGUCUCACUAAACAUGCAUUAUCUAUCUUCUAGACCCAUAAGUUCAUUAUAAGUUUAAAGCAAUAAUUUUUAUGCACAAGUUAGCACAGUUUUGUCAAGAAACAAAUCAUUUGUUUUGUGUCUUACUAUUUUGAAGUUUUGUAUAGACAAACUAGUCAGUAUUUUAUUUUCUAUCCUUGCAUCUGCAAUAAAUUGUUCAUUCCCAGCUUAUGACCUUUAGUUACAGAUAAUGGUCUCACACCUAACCUAGAAGGAAUGAAUGUUUUGCUUGACUGUGAAUUUGUUCCCAGCCUGCCUUCUUCUCCAAGUACAAUUAGCUCUUGACACGUGAAGCUUCACAGAGCUCUAGGUGCAGCUUUUAUUCUAUAGUGGGCUUAGAAUUACUUGAUCAACUUAGAAAUUCUUUAAAAUCAAUACCAGGAAUUAUGAAAUCAUCAAUUCAUCUAUACAGCAUUAGUAUAUGAACUCACAUCUUUAUACUGAUUCUGCAGGGAAUCUGCCCAAUAGGGUGGGUUAGUGCCCAGAUCAUUAGGCUAUGCAGUAGUGAUGGGAAAGGCACAUCAGCAGUGAGAAGGAAUCCUGGGGUGAAGUCCCUGAGGACCCUACCCAUCACAGCCAUGCAAAACAGUGGGCCAUCCCCAGAAAGUGCACUUGCUUGCCUUAGCCUGUCCUAGAUAGUUUAUGACAAGCCCCAAAUGAGUCAAACCUGGGUUUUCAGGAUUUAAGGUUGUUUGCGUAUGUGGGAGUAUAUGCACACAUGUAUUGGUAUUGGCGUGCACACAUGUAUUGACAUGCACAUGCAGAGGAGAGUACCAGAUGUCCUGCCGCAUCAGUCUCUGCCUUAUUACCUAGAGACAGGUGUCUUGCUGAACCUGGAACUGGCUGGGCUUCGUAGCUAGCAAGACCUAGUGGUCAUCUUCCUGUCUCUGUUUCCCCUCUCCUCUCAGUGCUGGGAUUACUGGUGCACACAGCCACAUCCUGGAUUUUAGGCGGGUGCUGGGAUCUGAACUCGGGUCCUCAUGUGUGUGCAGUACUCACUGAGCUAUCUCUUUGACCCUAGGUUAGGGUUUUUGUUUUGUUUCAUUUUAAUUCUGGUGUAUCAUUUGAGUUCUUUCCUGCUGUGGUGUCUAUUGUGAGCUUAGAUAGGGUCGACAUUUGUCAUUUCCACUGAGAUUGACUUUGAAAUGCUCAGCUCUCUGUAUAAAUGUUCAUUCCUGGUUUUCUGUCUUAUUUAUUCAUUUAUUGAUUGAUUUUAUGUGUGUGUGUAUGUGUGUUGUGUUCAUAUGAAUACUUGAAUGUACCUUGUAAAAAUUAGGUAUUUUAAUUAUUAGUAGCUUUUGUAAACAAGUAAUUAUCAACAAAACCAGAUGCAUUUUAAUGACCAGUUGAAUAUUAAAUAAGCCUAAUGUUUAUUUUUUUUUACCAAAGUUUGAUUUUUAAUUUUUAAAAUUUCAGCAAUGUUUUAAGGAUCGUGAACUCUAUUACUGGGUGUGCUCUCAAAGUAGCCGUUUAAAGUUAGAUUCUUGUAACUAUACCCAAAUUAGAUAAAAAUUUGUGGCCCCCAUAGUGUGGCUGGUACUGCUGUAUUUGUGGGGUGAGUGGGUAAUAAGGAGGCUCUUGCUUGAUAAUGAUUGGUCAGGUAGGGAACUCUGAGAAGCCCCUACCUGAGAAGUGCAGUCUGCGCCAUUGGAGCAGCCAGCAGUUGCCAUAGCAACGUGCGCAUAGCAGGUUACUUUGGAAUGUUUGCCAUCCUGUGAAAUUGCAUGGUUCUGGAGGUGUGGGCAAGGCGCUCUUUGAAAUUUACUGCACUUGAAGGUGAUAGAUAAUAAAAAGUAAAGACCUUGCUGAGAUGUGUUGCUGCAGCCUGAAUUUUUGCUGAAGAGGCAGAAGGCUUCUAGUGCAGAAUGGCAGGAGGUAAAAUGGCUUAAAUUAUUUGUGGUAGCCGGGCAUGAUGGUACUGUCUUAAUCCCAGCACUCUGUAGGCAGAGGCAGGUGAAUCCCUGUGAGUUCCAAGCACCCAGGGCUACAUAGUGAGAUCCUGUCUGAACAAAUGUAACUAAUGGGGUGGGGGUGGGGUGGGGUAAGCAGCCAGGGCUACUUAAGUGAGAUCCUGCUCAAAUAAAUAAAUAAAUAAUCAAUUAAUCAAAGC